AGAAGAAGAACCCCUUUCACAAGAUGGAAACUUUUCCGUAAGUCACAAUUCAUUUUUAUCGUUUUACCAUUUUGAACGUUUGGCGAAACUGCAUGUAUGGAGGUUUGGAGGGGGUUUGGGGAAGGAGUGACACGCACCCCCGUUUGGCAGCUUGGCGUCUUCGUUGAGAGAAUCUAUCUCGCUUAGUGAUUGAAACAUGCAUUCAACGCAGGCUGCUCGAUAUAGCAUUGUGUGGACUGAUGCACAGACGAUAUUGGCUUUAACCAUAUAUGCACAGAGGCACAGACUUUGAUCAGACGGACUUUUUCGACAGUCAUAUAGUCAAAAAAACAUGUCAUUUUUAAAUUUUGAGGCAAAAACAUGAUUUGAUCCAAAAAUGUUUGGACGGGCAGAGAGGGGCAACAAAUUCUAGUUUGGCAAGCGGUGCCCCCACGCCCCUCUUUGCUUUAUGCCUGUAUUCCUUUCGUGACUAUCAAGUGUGUGGCGCUGUGUCUGAAUGAUCUAAAUAAAGCGCUUUGCGUCAAUGUUGAAUGAGUGGCAGGGCAAGGCAGGGAUGCAUGCUACAAAGAGAAAAGAAAUAAAGGCACGCUCCAAGGUCUUUGAAACUAAAUUGAAUUGAGAACCUGCAGUACUGAAUGCUAUUUCAUUUUCACUGGUCGUAAGUCAAGUUCUGACGUCAAUACUCUAGUAGAAAACAGAAAACGGCUAUUCUGGAAUAAAGAUUCGGCAAAAUCAGCACGUACGAAGCUAGUGGAUGAGAAGACAGCGAAAUAUCACAUAAACACGUUGUAAGAUAAUGUUGCAACGCUUUGCUUUAAGACUUUAGCCAAAAUUAGGUAUAGGAGAAUUUCAAUCUGCCAUGCAUGUAAUGUUGCAGGAAACUGCUACAAUUAAACACGGUUCAAUGAUUCUACUUUUAGAUUUUUUAUUUUUGUUCCUAUCAAAAUGAGUUCGUUGGGAUUAAUGUUUGCAUUAUUUUCAUAAAGUGAUUAUCUUUAAAAUUGAUUGUUAUAUUUCUUCAUUAUUAAUCAAAUUGUCGAUAAAUUGCUUUGAGUGCCUUUUCGAAGCAUAGGACCAGUUCAUAUGAAAGCGAGCUGGCCGGCUAGGCAAGCUAGGUCUGCUACAAUUCCUGGCAAGAAGAAGUGAGUCUCUAAAAAAAAUUGAUGCUUUCUCUUCCCAUUAAAAAAUAACUCUUUCUUCACCCCGAUAGGAUACAGUUUUGGAAGGGCAAAUGACAGAACUACUAAGUCGAGAAGAAAAAUGUUAAUUGGAAUUUAAAAGGGAAAGUAAAGUAGAAAAUGGGAAAAAAUGCAUUUUGUGUCAGCACUUUUGUCUGGUUCUAUAGAUGAGACUUAACUUGAAUUGCUUUUGAUUGUGAUUUGUGGAAAAGAUGCUCGUAUGGCAUGCAGGUAAGCUGAACAUUUGGGUCAGGUGGAGCGAACUUUUCUCGUGUGGACCCAAGCUGGUGGAGCCAUCCUUGCUAACAGGGAUUGAUUGUGUAUAUAGAAAAGGCGCGGUGUAUUGUAGAAAUAGCUUCCAUCAGCACACAGUCUAAAGCUUGUGGCAUUGAGCAAAAUUAAAAGCAACGCGCAAUAAAUGGCAUCAGAAAUGAAUUAAAAAUCUAAUUCAGUAAUUUCAUUCUUAAAAUUCAUCAAUUUUGGCAGUUGCUUUAUACCAAAUGAUAGUUUGAUAUUUAACAGCUAGGCAAGAUGAGCUGUCUGUUGACAGAAGCUUUAUAUUGCGGCACACUGAAAACAGCUCGGUGAAGCCCGGAAAACAGUCUGUUAUACUGAGCCAGAUCAUUCUAUUUGAAAGGCCCUUUGAAAAACAGAAAUGUCCUCCUUUUAUAGAAUUUGAAAAAGUUCACAUAUUGCGACUAAAAAUUACAGGCAAUUAUUUGGCAUAUGCUGAAAUUUUUUAUUUUAGACAUUAAAUGAAGGUACGCAUUGAAAAGUAGGAAAACAACACUGAAUCGAGCCACUCUGUUUAUUGAGAAGGCGCGACAAGAGACGGUGCAUGAAAAAAGAAGUCAGCCUCUAUCUCUACCAACGUCAAUUUAACAUUAACUAUUAAUCGGAUAUUUUCGCACUAUAGAAAGAGAUGAUAAUCUCAGCUUGAAUAAUGAUAGCAUGGACCAGCAAUCAAAUCCAAGAGAUCAGUAAUUUUAUUGGAUCAUAAUUCACUUUCCCAUUCAAACUUUAGUCAAUUAAAUGAAGCAUACAAUCAGCAUAUAAAAAGAGAUUUGCAAUAGCUUUUUAGUUCAAGAUUUAUCCUACCAUUGAGAGAACAAGAUGGCAAGACAAGUUGAGAAAAUUUUUAUGUUCAUUUCAUUAGCUUUACCUUUGAUGGUACAAGACUUGUUUGCAGCAAACAGAGAGUUUCAGAUAACAAAUACUUAUUAUAUUCGCCAUUUUGAUGGAAAGUGCGUAGAGUACGAUGACGCACGUCAGGUCCUGGUUUACGGUCGACUUUGCCGAGAAAAGUUCGAAUGGCAGGGAGGAGCAAGACUCAUCCAUAUACCAACAAAGAAAUGCAUCACUGUCAAUGCCACAAGCGAUGGAAGCUUUUUGUCUUUGUCAAGCCAGUGCAGUGGCACAAACAGUUUGUUCCAAUAUGAUGAAAACAACCGUGUAAUCUGGCAUCUUUUCACUAACAAAUGUUUGCAUCCAGAAACUGGAAAUGCUGAUCCUGCAAUUAAUACUGCAAUUGUCCUGAAGUCAGGCUGCGACGAAAACAUAAACAAAUUCUACUUCAGAAAGAAAGCCUACUAUAUCAUCCGGCAUUUUGGUGGACUAUGUUGGGUUUAUAACUCUGCAGAGAACUUGAUCAAACUGGUGAAUCCAUUUGCUUGUGAUCGCUUUGAGUAUUUGAAUAAUUACCAUUUGAGGCACGUUGAAACCGGCAAAUGUGUUAUUUUCUCAAGUUCAUAUAUACGACUGACUGACGACUGUGAGUCUCCAGAAACAAUUUACAAACUGAACCAGAAUUCACUACUGCAGCAUGGAGCCAGCAAGUGUGUACAUCCAUACACAGAGAAAUUGAAUCCUCCCAUUGGAGACCGGCUUUUGGUGUAUAAUGAUGGAUGCACUGACGAGGACCGCUUCAGAUUCUCUUUAAAUGACGAUAAAGACAUUCUUCAAGUUAAGAUUGUCUCCGAAACAUGCGAGGAUCUUAAAGGAAAAGAUUUUUGCAACGCUUCAAAAGGUCAUGUGAUUGUCAAUGGUGGCCAAUACAGUUUCAAUGGACGUGGCAUCAAUGUUGUUCUUUUUGAUUACCGAAGUGGUUUGUUCGAGCACAGAGCAACUUAUGACAUUUACGGUAGUCAAACCCACAGACAUAGCUUGGUGACAUUUUUAAACAAACUACCAUCAGAAAAAUUAUUUUUCAUGUCAGCAAAGGAUGCAGUUAUCAUAGAUGGCCAUUUGGCUCUAGCGCUACAAAAGGUCGGUGUUUCUGCAACAUUUGCAACUGCCCCUGUUCCAAAUAUCUUUAUGUCUUUGGCAUUUGUUGGUUAUACAGGACAAGUGAGAAAAGAUUGGGAGAAAACUGUAAACAAGAUUGGAGGAUCAGGGGCUUCGAUUAUCGAAGUUAGCAUCAAAACGUUUCAUGAACGGGAUGGAAUUGAUGAUUGUUCAAAUGAACUUGGAGUGCGAACCAGUAAAAUACCGGAUUCUAGUUUUUUCGCAAGAAAUACCUUUGAUGAUUUAACUUUCCAUCAACCAUACAGGGCAAGGUUGCAUCUUAAAAUGCCUGGCUGGUGUUCAUCUGUAAAUGUGCCUGUAUCUGAAUACUUGCAGAUAGAUCUCGGCAUCACAAAAAUAGUUAGUGGUGUUGCACUUCAAGGUCAUGGCCAGGGGAUCCCCCACGUAAUCUUGAAAUAUGCAAUAGAAUACAGUCAAAAUGGUUUAGAAUGGCAGUUCUACAAAAAUGAUUCAAACUCUAUUAGGGUGUUUCACGGAAUAUGGGAAGAUCAUAUAAACGAGCUGGAAACAAGGGUUAGCUGGUUCAAUGCCAUUAAAGCAAGAUUUAUCAGAGUUGUUCCUACAGCAAGGUUAUCCCCAAUAAACAUAAAUUGCCUAAGAAUAGAAUUGUUUGGAUGUUCCGUGUCAAAAACUCUUCUGAGCAUGGAAUGGUCACCAUCGUCAAACUUGUCUAUCAAUGAUGGUUUUAAGGGGUUUUUCUCUGUUUUGGGUAUUAUGAAGAGUAACUUGACAACAGGAUUAUCGUCAGCGUCUGAUAAUGAAAGCCUUGCAAUGGCCAGUGACCAGUUUCAUUUUUAUAAAAUGAAUGCAUCGACAACACUUGAUAACGGAACAGUGAUACCAAACAAAGGAGUUGUAAGCUUGGUAACAGACCCGACGAGGAAAAUUGACAGUGCAGGCAUUGCUCAAUUUCUAAUAAAAGAAGAAAGUUACUUUGCUUUUAAAGUCAACUUUGCUGGAAAGGUACUAGAUUCAUGCCUUUCAACGGGACCGAGGGAGGUGGUAGUGAGCACAGAAAAUAAUAACGGGAUUAAUGUGCUUUCCAAACCUCAAAAUAUCAAAAGACAUCAAUCUGACAGAAGCAGCCUUCAAUUGAAUGUCACUACAGAAAAUUUGGAUAAUUUAGUUAAUAAUGGUUAUUUCCAUUUGAAUCUUUCUAUUUCUCAUUUGCCUGGAAAAAGCAACUCAAAUGCUUAUGGAGUCAGCAUUAUGAUUUACUUCAAUAUCAAAUUUCUUCAAUUCAAGUCAAUGGCAUUUCUAAACACAAGUCGCUUCAGUCUACCCCCUUCCAGAAACACAACCACGCCUGGGUUUAUUAUGAUUCAGACUGAUACACUGUGGCUGCUGAACAGGCAGGAAUUUUCGAUAAUACUUCAGGCAAAAUAUCCAAAGUCUAUAACAAGAGGAGAAAACUGCAAUGAAGAUAUCAUCAUUGAUUUUGCGUAUAAGAACAACUUGGCAAAGUUCAAUGGAACUGUUAACUCUGUGUUAAAGAAGAAUGUGCCUUUUAAAUGCAAGAUUGACCAGACUAAAGAUAUCAGGGUGAAAUCAGCGAGGUUGCCGUCACCUGAAUUCAGCAUGGUUUAUGACGAUGUGAAUCAACAAUUCUUUUUCUGUUACCAAAGGAAAACAUACAUGACAAAAAACUCCAGUAUUUGCUUUUCACGAGAAAAGAACAACACGUUUUGGAAAACUAUUCCUUACAUUUCCGCGGUAACAGGAAUGGAUGUCGAGAAAAGAGUUCUUUAUGGGUUAGAACGAGUAGGGAAGUCAUAUGUCAAAUCUCCUUAUCCGUUUGCUCUUUACAGCCAGAUAGAGGACACUGAAUGGACAUCAGCUAAAGAUCAACCUCAAAUGAGACUUUCUUCACAGUGCCAUUCCAUAUCUUUAUUAUCUUCCUAUAUAUCUGAUCCAUGGAUAAUAACAGUAGUGAAAAAGCUAGCUUUUGCUGGGACAUCUCACGGAAUAUUAACGAAAACCAAUGAACUUCCUUGGAAAAGGAUUGUUUUCUGGAAGUGAUUUUUCUAAUUAAUUUCCAAAAUUUGUCUUCUGUAUGACUAUAUGUAAAUAUGUAAUUAAAAAUGUUGUUGCACUUUAAGAGAACAUUGACAAUAUUUUAAUAAGUCGUUAAUAUGGUUGUAACUUUGAAGAGUUUUCCUUUCCGUUUGCAAUUAAUGUUUGAUAU
Molecule: messenger RNA, 5667 nt
Organism: Rhopilema esculentum
Lineage: Eukaryota; Metazoa; Cnidaria; Scyphozoa; Rhizostomeae; Rhizostomatidae
Cellular component (GO): plasma membrane
Molecular function (GO): signaling receptor activity
Source: RefSeq, a predicted model, not a curated record